CGGUAUUGCUCGAGGGGAGGAAGGGCUAGAUGCGGGAACAUUUCGUAUUUCCUCCCAAACGUCACUUCCGGCCGCCAUUUUGUGGCUGAGCCGGGUGAAGUCUGGAAGCGAUUGGGGCUCGGUGGUUUCGAGUCAGGUCUCCCCUGCUGUCGCCAUGACGGAUCGUUACACCAUCCACAGCCAGCUGGAGCACCUGCAGUCUAAGUACAUCGGCACGGGCCACGCGGACACCACCAAGUGGGAGUGGCUGGUGAACCAGCACCGCGACUCGUACUGCUCCUACAUGGGCCACUUCGACCUGCUCAACUACUUCGCCAUCGCCGAGAACGAGAGCAAGGCGCGCGUGCGCUUCAACCUCAUGGAGAAGAUGCUGCAGCCCUGCGGCCCGCCCGCCGACAAGCCCGAGGAGUCCUAGCACCGCCCCUCCCUCCGCCUGCCAGGGGACCCCUGCCCGCCCGCCAGCCAAAAACGUUUGGACCCGGCCCGAUUUCCUCAGAACUCGCCCGACCUCAGGGGAGCGAAGCCGGGAUGGACUCGGGGCGGGGGCGGGAGCGGCUCUCGGGAGGAGUGAGACGAAGUUGCCUCGCCGCCGCCGGGGGUGGGAGCUUGGGCUGGCCGCGCUGGACCUUGUUAACCCUUCCCCGCUGUCGAUCACGACCUAGCCCGGCAAACGCAUUGAUCCGUCGCCCCGCCUCCAGCCGUGCCCUGUGAGGGACCCGGGACCCCCGCUUCCCGAUAUGGGGCCUAACUACGAGGAAAGCACGUGUCGUCGGGCUCAGCCACUGUGUGGCCCGCUGCUCCUGAGAGGACUUGACCUGGGCUGGAGGGACUUAGCCGUUAGGCCUUUCCUGUGGGGUAGCACUGUUUGCUGUCCUACGCCAUCCUUUGUUUAGCUGUACGGGUUUGUUUUUUUUAAAUAUGUGAAAUAAAAAUGCUUUGAGUGCUUUCA
Molecule: messenger RNA, 949 nt
Organism: Gopherus flavomarginatus (Mexican gopher tortoise)
Lineage: Eukaryota; Metazoa; Chordata; Testudines; Testudinidae
Gene: SF3B5
Product: splicing factor 3b subunit 5
Exons: 1
Coding region: 155-415 (86 amino acids)
Biological process (GO): mRNA splicing, via spliceosome
Cellular component (GO): precatalytic spliceosome; U2 snRNP
Source: RefSeq, a predicted model, not a curated record